AAAGAAAAAAGCAGGCUAUUGACAUUGUUGACAGUUUUAUAGAAAAUAGAUAUUCCUGGCGUCCAGGAUUUCUUGAAAAUAAAUAAACAUAUUCAACUGUUUUUUAUACAUUAUUUAAAAAAAAAUAAAAAAUAGUACAUUCCAAAAAGCAAGAUAAGAAAAAUAUGUGAUGUUUGUGGCAUAAGUUUGGGCACAUUGCCCUAUAAACUUCACCGUUAUAAAAGAUAAUUUUGUAAUAAGUACACAAGAGGUUAAUGUUCCCUGGUAGUGAAUUUAUAUCAUAUAUGAAGUGACUUAUGGGCAAUGAGACUGCCAGAGAUAUGGAGACUGAAUCAGUAAAAUCGGAAAACAGUUCCAAGUCAAGACGAUCUAGAAGUCAUAGAGAUAGAACUAGCAAUUAUAGACAUCAUUCACACAGAAGCACCAGAAGUAGUAAAUCCAGAAGAAACGAAGACAUGGCUCCUUUUCAAACAGCGGUAACUCUAACUCCUGAUAAUAGAGAUGGACAAGAAAUUAUAGAAGUUCAAAUUCUUCCACAGGACGAUAACUGGGGUGAAAAUACUACAGCAAUUACUGGAAACACUUCAGAACAAUCUGGUUCAGCUGAAGAUGUUUGUAACUGGCCUGGAGAACCAGAUACUGGAUUGGGAUUCGUAUGUCAGAGAUAUAUGGGUACAAGUAUAACUUACAUUUUAUCCAUAGCUGCCUUCUUAAGUCCAAUAGCCAUGGUGGUUUUACCUAAAGUGGGCUUCUUUCCAGAUUUAUCUGCACGCAUAGGUCUUGAUAGUAGUAAAUUACUUUCUUGUGGUGCUGAAUGUAAAGGACUGUUAGUCUCUCUAGCUUUCAAAAUGGCCAUACUAGCCAUUGGUGCAUGGGCUGUUUUCUUAAGAAAACCUCAAGCCACAUUACCAAGAUUCUUUUUAUUCAGAGCUGGAAUUUUAGCUCUGGUUCUGGUGUGUACUUUCGCAUAUUGGUUAUUUUAUAUUGUCCAAGUAACUGAGACAGCUAGGGCAGCUGCAAUUCCAGAAGAAACUGUGGAUUAUAAGGCGCUAGUAGCAUAUGCUUCAAGCUUGACUGAUACUCUCUUGUUUAUACAUUAUCUAGCUAUAGUUUUAGUGGAAAUAAGACAUUUACAACCAACUUAUUGUAUUAAAAUUGUAAGAAGUCCUGAUGGUGCAAGUAACGCAUACGCAAUAGGACAAUUGAGUAUACAAAGAGCAGCAGUGUGGGUUCUUGAAAAAUAUUAUACAGAGUUUCCUAUUUAUAACCCUUAUUUAGAGCGCAUACCAGUUUCGAAAUCGAGAAAGACAUCAUCAAGUUUUAAGUUUUAUGAAGUAGAUGGGGUUAAUCCUAGUCAAAUUCAACAAUCUCAGAGUAGAGCUAUGUUGGCUGCUCAUGCUAGAAGGCGUGAUUCCAGUCAUAACGAAAGGUUUUAUGAAGAGCACGAAUAUGAACGAAGGGUUAAAAAGAGAAGAGCUAGAUUGAUAACAGCAGCAGAAGAAGCCUUCACCCAUAUCAAACGUUUGCACAAUGAUCAGAUAUCUAGUAUUCCUAUGGAUUCGCAUGAGGCUGCUCAAGCAAUAUUUCCAUCAAUGGCUAGAGCUUUACAGAAAUAUCUACGAGUAACUAGGCAGCAACCACGACACUCCGUUGAAAGUAUACUAAAUCAUUUAGCUACUUGUUUAAGUAAUGAUCUCACUCCGAAAGCUUUUCUCGAACCGUAUCUGGUAGCUGAACCAGUUUUACAAAAUGAUAAAGAAAAGAAGGAAGUGCAAACGUGGGCAUUGAUAUGUGAAGAAAUUUUAACGAGACCCAUUAGAGAUGGGGUUGUUUUCCAGUUGAGACAAAAUGACGUCUCGAUAUUGUGCAAUAUCAAAAAAUUACCACAUUUUAAUGUCACCGAGGAGGUGGUGGAUCCAAAGAGCAACAAAUUUGUCCUGAGGUUAAAUUCUGAGACAUCUGUAUGACCAAUAGAGUACUCGAGGUCUUUUGAUAGACUGAUUUGAUUUUUAUGCAUAUCUCAUUUAAUAAUAAUUAUUAGUGGUAAUAAGAAAAUAUAUAUUUUUGUCGAAAACGAUCGAUAUAUAUUUGUGGGUUUUUUUUUCAAUUGAUUAUAAGUGAGAUUGAAGUGCCCUUUUUGAUGUUGAUUUGUUGAAAAUACCUUCGGGCGCCUCCACAAAUAAAAAAUUAUUACCUUUAUCAAAGUUUUAUUAAUCACAUCAUGCAAUCUUGUUUUGACAAUUUUAUGCAUAUUUUGAGAGCAUUAAUUCUAAAUUAUAUUUGUGUUCUUAUAGAAUAUUUUUCUUCCAUUGUCGCACGGUGUCAAAUCUGGUGAGUACGGCGGGUGCUCGGGCACUGGAGUGCGCUUAUUGGCCAAAUACUGCUUCACAUAUAGCGCGUUAUGGGCAGGUGCGUUGUCCUGAUGCAAAGUCCAUGAGUUGUUCUUCCACAACUUGGGCCGUUUUUUACAAACUCGUUCUUGCAGUGUUGCCAAAACUGACAAAUAGUAAGUUUGGUUGACAGUCUGACACUCUGGAACCCAUUCAGUUAUUACGAUACCGUUAAUGUCGAAAAAUACGAUCAAAAUUGCUCUCGGCAGUUAUUUAAUAGCCAGACGUCGUAUAAUAUAAAAUGGCUGGCGCAACUUUUUGGAUAUAUAUUAAUACAGUCCUUUUUUUGAGUGACGCACAAAACAUACCGAAUCCUCACAAUGUUACAAAAAAUCCAAAUACUCAGUGUUAUUAGCAUUAUUUUUAUACGUGUUAUUUUUAAAAAUAUACACCUUUUUACAAUUUUUAACGAAUUUAUUUAUUUUUUAUAAAUGUAGCGCUCAAAUUUCGAUAUUGUUCAUUUAGAAUAAAUUCAAUCGCCUUGUAUUUAUAGCUAGUAUUGAUAUUAUUUUGUAAUAAUUGAAGAUAAUAUUACCGAAAACUAUUAAAAAUAAUUCACCCUGUGUAAUAAAGUUCCUUCUUUUUUACUACAUUUUUUUAUGUAUCCAAACAUUGUAGGUACUUAAUAGAUACAUAUAUAUUUUAUACGAUCAAACAUGAUUCAAUAAUCUGAAUAAUUAUGGAGAAUUUACUGGUUUCUAUUGUCUGAAUGUAAUAAAAGGUUCGUUCUAACCCAUCGAAGAACCGUCAUUGGUACGGUGACGAUUCUGCGCAAAUGCUUAAUGAAGACUAAUUAUGAACAGUGGGGUUGUAGUCCGUCACCUUGUCUCACCCCUUUUUCGAUCUUGAAUGGGUCAUUAAGUUGAAUCUUCCAUUAUCAAGGUCAUCAUAUUUUACUCAAAA
Molecule: messenger RNA, 3293 nt
Organism: Diorhabda carinulata
Lineage: Eukaryota; Metazoa; Arthropoda; Insecta; Coleoptera; Chrysomelidae
Gene: Vang
Product: vang-like protein 1
Exons: 3
Coding region: 297-1967 (556 amino acids)
Biological process (GO): multicellular organism development; establishment of planar polarity; Wnt signaling pathway, planar cell polarity pathway
Cellular component (GO): plasma membrane
Source: RefSeq, a predicted model, not a curated record